AUGUCUGUGAGCUGUGGACCACUGGGAACAUCUCUGACUCAGGAGAUCCUCAGCUCCCUGGGCCUUGCCAACAAGACUGCAGCCUGGGGGACUCUGGGUGCCCUCAGGACGUUCUUGAGCUUCAGUGUGGACAAGGAUGUACAAAGACUGCUGAAAGCUAUUACUGGCCAAGGUGUGGACUACGGUACCAUUGUGGAUGUUCUGACCAAUCGGAGCAGAGAGCAAAGACAGCUCAUUUCUCGAGCCUUCCAAGAGCGCACCAAACAGGAUCUAUUGAAGUCCUUGCAGGCAGCACUCUCUGGCAACCUGGAGAAAAUUGUGGUGGCUCUCCUACAGCCUGCAGCCCAAUUUGAUGCCCAGGAAUUGAGGACAGCCUUGAAGACCUCUGGUUCUGCUGAGGAUGUAGCCCUGGAAAUCCUGGCCACCCGAGCAGCACCCCGACUGCAGGAGUGCCUAGCAGCGUAUAAGCAUGAUUUCCAGGUGGAGGCUGAGGAAGAUAUCAGGACUGAGACCAGCGGCAUCCGGCAGGCCCUGCUUCUGGCCCUAAGCAAGGGGGGCCGUGAGAGCUACUCUGGAAUCAUUGAUUACAACUUGGAAGAACAAGAUGUCCAGGCGCUCCAGCAGACUGGAGAAUCCAGUAUAGCAGGUCAAUGGGUCCAGCUCUUCACACAACGCAGUCCUCAACACCUCAUCCGAGUGUUUGAUCAGUACCGGAGAUGCACUGGCCAAGAACUGGAGGAUGCUAUCCGGAACUGUUUCCAUGGAGAUGCCCAGCUGGCUCUGACCAGCCUAGCUUCCAUGAUGAGAAACACAGCGCUGUACUUUGCUAACAAACUCCACCAAGCCCUUCAGGAAACUGAGCCCAAUUUCCAAGUGCUGAUGCGGGUCCUUAUCUCCCGAAGCGAGAGUGACCUUCUCAGCAUUCGGGCUGAGUUCAAGAAGAAAUUUGGGAAGUCUCUCUAUUCUUCUCUCCAGGACACAGUCAGAGGGGAUUGUCGGUCAGCACUUCUGGCCCUGUGUAGAGCUGAAGACAUCUGAGACUUUCCUGACCCACCCUGACUUGGCAUUCAAAAGUCUGAGAUUCCCAUAUUUGGUUGAACACAUGGAAGAACCCUAAGGAACACCAUAUACCCUU
Grammomys surdaster is the source of this 1135-nucleotide messenger RNA. RefSeq names its product annexin A9 (gene Anxa9). The coding region runs from base 1 to 1038 and encodes 345 amino acids. The record is from RefSeq and is a predicted model, not a curated record. Gene Ontology annotation, molecular function: calcium ion binding; calcium-dependent phospholipid binding. Gene Ontology annotation, cellular component: cytoplasm. Lineage: Eukaryota; Metazoa; Chordata; Mammalia; Rodentia; Muridae. The transcript is spliced from 12 exons.